AUUCAAACAGUUACGCAUACGUCCUGAUAAAUUCGUUGGGGCUUCCCCAGGGGCUAGGGUAUUUUCAUUGUCCACGCAUGUGGCGGCAAUGCAAUGUGGCAGCCCGAAAGGCGGCUUCAGUUGUCGUUGGAAAGCCAGGCGGCAAACAACGUCAGGAAAAAACAUGCGGUAGUCAGUGGAACGGGGAUACCCGAUGAAGGGGAACGGGAAAAAGGAAAGCCAAAAUAUGCACGCUUCUCAGCAUGCUCCUGUCACCGUCUAACCAGACAUGCCAGCGCAUCCUGUCCUUCAUUGCUAGGAUCAUCUCCAGGCAGCUGAACCAGAUGAGCCAGCACCGAAGGACGUCCCUUGUCCGUGCAGCCUUUGACCAGUUCCCGCCCCAGGAACUAUGCCAGCGUCAAGCCUUCAUCCCUCUGAAGGCGACACCCGGCUUGAUGGCCAUGCAGCGGAGUCAAGUUCGGUUCGGAGAGGAUUACCGCAUUUAUCAGCAGAACAUCGAUCUGGACUCCUUCUUCGGAGAGGAGCCAAAGUAUGACAAAGUUUCGGAUGUCUGCCUGCUCAACGAUCACUUCAUACUGGUGAAGAUGCCCCAGUUACAGCAGCCCAACAGCCCAGCAGUAAAGGCACCAACAACACAAUCGCCUCCCCAGACGAAAUCGAAGCUGCCGCGUUGCUUCAAAUGCAGUCGUAGCAGUCGCGUCUCGCCCAUUCUGGAGGAGAUGGAGGAGAAGCGUCCUCAGAGGAGCUGCCUGAAGCCCUGGGCCAGCAGGGACAUGGAUGAAGUUGAAGUUUUUGAUUCCACCACGACCAUAACAACCAUCCCAAGUGAGGCCAGCAGGAACGGCCUAGACGAUAUUGAGACCUUCGAAUCCAUCACUAAAAUAACAUUUCCACGUAAGAGUUUUGUUCGUGCUCCUCCUGAAUCUGUGAUAGUAGAGCAGCCACAUCUGCAGCCGCAUCCGCAGCCUCCUCCAAUCCCUGCUCUUCUGCAGCUGGAAGCGAUUCAUCCAGCAGCAUCAGCCCCAGUCGUCGAGACGCCUCUUCUUAGCCGCGCUCCAAUCCAUUGGUUUCUGUGGCUCUUCCGGCGACGGCUCCACUCCAGACCCAAGUCCAAGCCCCCGCUGGCCGCCGUUCAUAAGACGUACUUUGUGCGCUGGAGCAAACCCCCGGACACCAUCUGGCAGGGCUACGGCGUGGACAGAGGCGAGAAGGAGCAUAAGAUGGGUCUGCGGCGCUGUCGUUCGGCAGUCUUCUGAGCGAAUCAAUCAUCAGAUAAAGAUAAGAUAUAUUUUUAAAGAUUACUUUGUUAAGGGUCCAGUAAUUUUCUUCUUAAAGAGCUUAAAUGGUUUAAGUUAUAAUUUUGAACAAAAAAAAAUAAUUAAUUAUAAUAAUUAUCGAUAUUUGAAAUUA
This is a messenger RNA of Drosophila pseudoobscura, 1410 nucleotides long. RefSeq lists its product as uncharacterized. Bases 243 to 1256 code for a protein of 337 amino acids. The transcript is spliced from 2 exons. Lineage: Eukaryota; Metazoa; Arthropoda; Insecta; Diptera; Drosophilidae. The record is from RefSeq and is a predicted model, not a curated record.